AAAGAGCUGGUGAUGUAGUUCAGUGUGAAGGCCCUAUAGGUUCAGUUGUGGGUACCACAAAAAUAAGUAUUUUUAGGUAUGUACUUAAUUCAAGUGUCUGCAAAGUUAAAACCAUUAUUGUCUGAUACUAUAUACCCAUGUUUCACUUUCUUGCAAGUUUGUUAUAAUUUUCAUAUUUUAUCCACACUAGGGAAACUUUGGUGCACUCUGCUUUAACCAGUGUUUCACCCAGUGAAAUGCCCGUUCUGUCUUCAUAUACAACUCAUUUAAUAACGCACAUGUUAGAGUGCUGAGAUGUCCGUAUCACCUCUGAAGGACUUCUGUAAGUCUGAGUCACAAGUGUUAAAAUGACAGAAGCUGCAGGGCUGGGUGGUAAUUGUGGAGACUUUCUGGUUUAAACAGGAAUUUGAUGUAAAACAAGUCUUAGGAAAGACAGUCACGGCUACUGUGGUGGCACAACAACACCAUCAAAGACAGCCUCUUCUCUCCUCUACCAUCCUUGGCACGUAAGCGUUUGUUCCCCAGGUCAUUGCUUCCUGAGGGAACUAUGGUUGCUGCACCCACCCCAGACAGGAAGUUAGGUGCAGGGCAAGGAUGAAUUCUGGCCACCAAACCUUUCCGGGGAACCCCAGGAGCAACUUCAGAUUUCAUUUCAUUGGCUGGACCUGUGGCAAACGGCUGCAACCUAUGAUUCCCACAGAAUCAGACCUUGCUGGAAAAUAAUCAGCUUUGAAAACUAGAGAUCAAAAGUGCCAGCCCCUAGACGGGUGUGGUGGGGCAUUCCUGUACUUUCAGCAUUUGGGAGGCUGAGCCAAGAACGCUGGUGUGACUUCGAGGCCAGCCUGGACUGCACAGUGAGUUCAAGGCAAGCCUGAACUGCACAGCAAGAUCCUGUCUAACACCUCCUGCCCCAAAGCCAGCCCCAAGCAUCCUAUCCUUAAAAAUUACUUAAUUUUUUAAAAGCUAGAAUUAUGUGAAGAGUCCACUAGGAUGACUAAGUAAACAGCCAUCCCUUCUGCAGAAAACGUGAGUGUUAGUGAGCUGGGGCUCUUCUAUGACUGGAAACAAAGGGGACACCACCCCUAUUUCAGAAGAACACUUCAAAGGUCACUGCUGAGACCUAUAAAGCAUCCUGCCAUAAAGACAAGGUGGAGUGGGGUGAGGAGGAUAUAAGGGAUCCCACUUGACAUCCUUCUAAAGCCCAACGGGAAAGAGAUCAGCUUCCCAAAUUCCCUACAUUCCCUUGCAUUCUCCUGUAUGUGCAAGCCAGAUACAGGUGUGAAGAUGCACACCUCACAGAUUUUACUGCCCUGACUCCUACACUCGUGUAAAACAUGGAGAGUAAGCCAGUGUGGGGUGUUGAGUCAACCUUGCAUUCCUGUGUCCAAGCUAUACAACAGAAAAAUGAAGCUGUCAACCAUGUUUGUGUAAAAUGGCUUACAGAGGGCUGGUGAUGCAGGCUCAUGAAAGAAUUCACCAAUAUACACAGAAAGUAGAAAGACGAGAGUUGAUUUAGAUCCGGAUACCCUGCCAAAAGAGACAGCCAGGUAGAAUUUCAAGAAAGGAAUCACACAGAAACACACAGAAACUGGGUGCUUUUAGAAAUUUUUAAAUUCUUUUUGAGACAUGCUCUUGCUAUAUACUUCAGGCCAGCCUUCAACUAUGGAACCCUUGCUGCCUGGAAUUCAGUGAUCCUCCUGCCUCAGCCUCCCAAGUGCUGGGAUUAGAGGGGCACGCCCGGCCAGAUUGGACAUGAGCAUAUGUAAAAAGGGUCUGGGUAGCAAAUGUGAAGAUCUAAAGAAUGCCUUUCUCUUGGAUCAUUUAGCACCUUGCAGAUGUUCCGGGAGUACCUGUGCUGAUUUUAAAAUCACGUUUACACUUCCGACCAGGUCACUCUCCUCGGCCCGCACGCUUUCCGCUUUGGACAAAGAGGUGGCAAGGAGGUCUGUGCCGGUCUGUGCGACUUGGGUCCAGGCUGAGCGCAUGACUUCAAAGACGCAGCCGCCCGUGGGCCAGGCCACCCUCACCUGAGCUCUCGUCCUCGACGGCUCUCCCGGAGUCUGGCUGUUCAGAGGUUCAAUUCUUCUCGUCGCCAGCGGGCGCCGUGUCCUCGGCGGGGGAUCCGCGGGGCCGCUGUCCCCUCCUGUGACCAGGGCGUGGGCAAGGCCUUCUCUGCACUGCGCCUGGCAGGCCGCCUACCCUCGGGAAAGUCUUGACUCGGCCCCAGGCAGGGCAUUAACUCGGUCGGGGCUGACCCGUGCGAUGGAGAGGCCCUUCCCACCCGCACGGAGCUACCCCGGCGCCCCACCGGCUUCCCCAGCCGGGGAUCCCUCGGCCCUGAAAGCACCACAGGCGGCGGGGCGAGCCGGUCCCGCACCGCGCAGCCCCGCGCGUGACGCACUUCCGCCCGGAGUUUCCGGUUUGGGGGAUCCCGGUCCCACUCGACCAGGAUUCCAGGUCGGCGCCCCGGGCGCCGCAA
This is a messenger RNA of Chinchilla lanigera (long-tailed chinchilla), 2479 nucleotides long. Its product is annotated as translation initiation factor IF-2-like. NCBI's taxonomy places the organism in Eukaryota, Metazoa, Chordata, Mammalia, Rodentia, Chinchillidae. The record is from RefSeq and is a predicted model, not a curated record.